AUGCGUUUCACUCUUUUUACCAUUGCAGGUGCCUUCGCCGGGCUUGCUUGCGCGCAGACCUUCACCCAGUGCGACCCCACCAAGAAAGACUGCCCGAAUGACCCAGCCAUGGCGGCCACUUUCGACACCGACUUCCGCAAGGGCGCUGAAUCCGUACGGGGCUGGAAGCAGACUGCCGGGUCCCUGACCUAUUCCCAGGAAGGCGCCCAGUUUACGAUAAACAAGAGGGGAGAUGCCCCUACUAUCCAAUCAGAGGCCUAUCUUUUCUUUGGAUACGUCGAGGUCAAGAUGAAGGCCAGUCCUGGCCAAGGCAUUAUCUCGUCAAUCGUGCUGCAGUCCGAGGACCUGGACGAGGUCGAUUGGGAAUUCCUAGGCACCCAUCCGAAUUCGGUUCAAACGAACUUCUUCGGCAAAGGAAACACAACGACCUACGACCGAAUGAUCGAGGUAGGUGUCUCCAAUGCCCAACCCGAGAUGCACACCUAUGCUCUGGACUGGACUGCCGAGAGGCUCGUUUACCUCAUCGAUGGCAAGCCCGUUAGGACGCUCAACUACGCCGACCCCAAAGCCAAUGGGGGUAGAAAUUAUCCUCAGACCCCGUGCACCGUGAGAUUGGGCAUCUGGGCCGGAGGCGAUCCUAGUAACGAAAAGGGUGUCAUUGAGUGGGCAGAAGGCCCCACGGAUUACAGCAAGGCGCCCUUCACCAUGACUGUUGAGAGCGUCAAGGUCAAGAAUUACUCCCCAGGCAAGGAAUACAAAUGGACCGACAAGAGCGGCAGCUGGCAAUCCAUUGAAGUCGUGGGGGCAGGGGAUGUGAAUGGUGCUCCCGAGAACAGCGUAACGCUCGCUCCAACGGCUUCCGCUACGGGGUCUUUGCAGUCAGGUAUUGAUGCUACUGGCAAAGCCCCGCAGCCAUCUGCAACCGCUACCCAAUCUAGCAUCCCUGAGCAGUCUGACUCCCCUCAGGAAUCGAGCUUGCCGUCCGAAUCCGGCGCCACGCCCUGCAAUUGCGAUGACAUUGCCACGGUGACUGUGACUGGUGUCCCACCUCCAGCCCAGACUCCCACCACACUCAUCACCAGCUCCGGCUAUGGUGCGGAUUUGCCUUCUACUCCUUCUGCUCAGCCUCCUGUCGACAACCCCGUUACCUCGUUCCCUCCCUACCAAACCGGUGGCAUUGAGACGGACACCAACCCCCCGCCCAGCGUGCCCUUCCCGACCGGUGGCUUUCCUGCUUUGCCAUCUGGUAAUGCUUCCGCUCCGACGCCUUCGGCCCCUCUGGAAUUCCCUGGCGCUGCGAGCAACAACAAGGCCAGCGUUCUCGCCAUCCUCGUUGCCGCUGCUGUGAUGUUCGUUUACUAA
Molecule: messenger RNA, 1362 nt
Organism: Westerdykella ornata
Lineage: Eukaryota; Fungi; Ascomycota; Dothideomycetes; Pleosporales; Sporormiaceae
Product: concanavalin A-like lectin/glucanase
Exons: 2
Coding region: 1-1362 (453 amino acids)
Biological process (GO): carbohydrate metabolic process; fungal-type cell wall organization
Cellular component (GO): fungal-type cell wall
Molecular function (GO): hydrolase activity, hydrolyzing O-glycosyl compounds; glycosyltransferase activity
Source: RefSeq, a predicted model, not a curated record